UUAGGGCAGAGUAACUUUGACAAUAUUUUGCCCCAAAACCCUUCACUCCCAUCCGCCACACUCAAAAACUCAAAACUCAAAACUCAGAACUCUCCCCACAAUCACCAACUCCAUACAGAACUUCUCUAGGGCUUUCUUGCUUCUCGCUCCAUUACUUCGCACUCUUGCGAUCUGUAGGGUUUCAGUGCCAUUUGCAGCCUCGAGUUUCUCCUUUUCAGGGAAAUACGACGAUGGGGUUCCAGCUGCCGUCGCAUGGAAUUCAAUCGAUGCUUAAAGAGGGCCACAAGCAUCUCUCAGGUCUGGAUGAGGCUGUCCUCAAGAAUAUCGACGCCUGCAAGCAGCUUUCCACCAUUACUCGAACGUCUCUUGGUCCCAAUGGAAUGAAUAAGAUGGUAAUUAAUCAUCUAGACAAGCUUUUUGUCACAAAUGAUGCUGCUACAAUCGUCAAUGAACUUGAGGUACAGCAUCCUGCAGCCAAGAUUUUGGUUUUAGCAGGUAAAGCUCAGCAAGAAGAAAUUGGUGAUGGAGCUAAUCUGACAAUUUCGUUUGCUGGGGAGCUUUUACAAAAUGCUGAAGAGCUCAUCAGGAUGGGUCUGCACCCUAGCGAAAUAAUCAGUGGCUACACAAAAGGAAUCAAUAAGACUGUUGAGGUUUUGAAUGAACUAGUGGAGAAAGGUUCUGAGACCAUGGAUGUUCGUAACAAAGAGCAAGUUAUUUCGCGAAUGAAAGCUGCUGUUGCUAGCAAGCAAUUUGGACAAGAAGAUUUUAUAUGUUCUCUAGUUGCUGAUGCAUGCAUUCAAGUUUGUCCUAAGAAUCCAGAAAAUUUUAAUGUGGACAAUGUUCGAGUUGCAAAGUUACUAGGAGGUGGUUUACAUAAUUCUUCAGUAGUGCGUGGCAUGGUCUUGAAAAGUGAUGCUGUGGGAAGUAUCAAAAGAAUUGAGAAGGCAAAGGUUGCUGUAUUUGCUGGUGGCGUUGAUACAUCUGCAACUGAAACAAAAGGGACAGUAUUAAUUCACACUGCUGAGGAGCUACAAAACUAUGCAAAAACUGAGGAAGCUAAAGUUGAGGAGCUGAUAAAAUCAGUUGCCAACUCAGGUGCUAAAGUAAUUGUUAGUGRAGCAGCUGUUGGGGAAAUGGCUCUACACUUUUGUGAACGCUACAAGCUUAUGGUGUUAAAAAUUACCUCUAAGUUUGAGUUGCGAAGAUUUUGUCGAACAACUGGUGCUGUAGCAAUGUUGAAGCUUAGCCAGCCAAAUCCAGAUGACCUGGGUUAUGUGGACUCUGUGUCAGUUGAAGAAAUUGGUGGAGUUAGGGUCACAGUUGUGAAGAAUGAAGAGGGGGGUAACUCCAUAUCAACUGUUGUCUUGCGUGGAAGUACUGAUAGUAUAUUGGAUGAUCUUGAACGGGCAGUUGAUGAUGGAGUUAAUACGUACAAAGCAAUGGCGAGGAACAGCCGCACUGUACCUGGAGGUGCUGCCACAGAAAUUGAGUUGGCUAGAAGAGUAAAGGAGUUCUCUUUCAAAGAAACAGGAUUGGAUCAGUAUGCGAUUGCAAAAUUUGCAGAGAGUUUUGAGAUGGUACCAAAAACUCUUGCUGAAAAUGCUGGGCUAAAUGCGAUGGAGAUAAUAUCCUCCUUGUAUGCUGAGCAUGCAUCUGGCAAUACCAGAGUGGGUAUAGACUUGGAGGAAGGGAUUUGCAAGGAUGUGUCCUCGUUGAAUAUAUGGGAUCUUCACAUUACUAAGUUGUUUGCUCUUAAAUAUGCUGCAGAUGCUGCUUGUACUGUCCUUCGAGUGGACCAGAUAAUAAUGUCAAAACCAGCUGGAGGCCCCAGGAGAGGGGAGCAGCCUGCGGGGAUGGAUGAGGAUUAAAUGUUGCUCAAAUUGGCUUUCUUCUAUAAUUUAUUCUGCAUCUGCCCAUCCUCGCCCUCGCAAGUUUUGAUUAAGAUACCAAAAUGGUUUGUAUAAGAAUGGCGUUUUCUUUUAGAUUUUGGGUAUGGUUGGGGUUGGGGGAGGAGAAGAGAAGAGUUUGUUAGUGGAAAUGUGGCUUUUUGCAAUGAAAUAGGACAAAUUUUGGAGCGACUGGCUUUGGCUUUGAUUGUUGGAUGGAAUGUGUUGAUGAUGGCGUUGAACUGCAAUUAUACAUUGUAGCUUAGUUAGGUUUGUCAGAGCCUUGUCUUUAUGAAGUUCUUGAUUCAGAUUACUAAUUUCCACCUUAAAUUAAUAUUUUGAGUUAAUCAUUU
Messenger RNA from Momordica charantia (bitter melon), 2239 nucleotides. Its product is annotated as TCP-1/cpn60 chaperonin family protein. Lineage: Eukaryota; Viridiplantae; Streptophyta; Magnoliopsida; Cucurbitales; Cucurbitaceae. The record is from RefSeq and is a predicted model, not a curated record. Gene Ontology annotation, molecular function: ATP-dependent protein folding chaperone; ATP binding; ATP hydrolysis activity. Gene Ontology annotation, biological process: protein folding.